This is a messenger RNA of Acanthosepion pharaonis, 1083 nucleotides long. The record is from the annotation of a GenBank genome assembly. Lineage: Eukaryota; Metazoa; Mollusca; Cephalopoda; Sepiida; Sepiidae.
AUGUAUACGAAUAGUUUUUCGUUAGCAGAUAUCUCUUUAUUUUUUGUUUACGGCGAACUUAGUGUUCAAAAGCGCACAUAUUUCUAUAUACCUACCUACCUGUCUGUCUAUCGACCUACCUACCUACCUGUCUGUCUAUCGACCUACCUGUCUGUCUAUCUAUCUGUCUGUCUAUCGACCUACCUGUCUGUCUGUCUAUCUAUCUGUCUGUCUAUCGACCUACCUGUCUGUCUGUCUAUCUAUCUGUCUGUCUAUCGACCUACCUGUCUGUCUGUCUGUCUAUCUAUCUGUCUGUCUAUCGACCUACCUGUCUGUCUGUCUAUCUAUCUGUCUGUCUAUCGACCUACCUAUCUGUCUAUUUAUCUAUCUUCCUGUCUGUCUAUCUAUCUGUCUGUCUUAAAUUAUAAACUAUACUUCAAUCUUUUUUCAUUCGAUGUGACGUCCAUUUUGUCUGACAAUACACUUUCCUUCUUUCUUUCUUUCUUUCUUUCUUUCUUAAUGCAUGCACUCCCUUCCCUCUCUCCCCCUUUGUGUACUCCCUUCCUCUCUCCCCCUUUGUGUGCUCCCUUCCUCUCUCUCCGCCCCUUUGUGUGCUCCCUUACCCCUCUCCCCUUUGUGUGCUCACUUUUCUCUCUCUCCACCCCUUGCGCGCUCCCUUCCCCCCUCUCCCCUUUUCUCUCCCCCCACCCCUUGAACGCUCCCUUUCCCCUUGUGUGCUCCCUUUCCACUCAGCCUACUUCUUCUCUCCCCUGCUAUCUGUUAAUUUGCCCUUUGCUCCCAUCUUUCUGCACACCUUUUUUUUUUUUUUUUCUCUGCCUUCCCUCUCGCUUUCUACUCCUUUUUUUCAUACAAAGAAAAUACUCUGCCAACAGGCAGGAAUAUUACUUUCCUGUAUCACAGUUCCUCCGAAUGUCAAACGAGAGAAAGUGUAAAGAAAUUCUCCCCCUACUUUUUUUUGGUUUGCUUUACCUUCCAUCAAAGGUCCUCUCUUCCUUCUCUGCUCUUUACUUUAUCUUUGCAAAACACAUGACUGCUCUUUCGUCCCCAGAACCCAUAAAUGAACCAGAUAAGAAAAGUUGCUAA